Molecule: messenger RNA, 1126 nt
Organism: Pogona vitticeps (central bearded dragon)
Lineage: Eukaryota; Metazoa; Chordata; Lepidosauria; Squamata; Agamidae
Source: RefSeq, a predicted model, not a curated record
GUUAAGCAGAACUGGGUGGUGGUGAGGCAGAGAACAAAACCACUUGGCACAAGAGCCCACUCAAAGGAAAAAGGACGACAAAAGAAUAUAAGUUCUCACUAUUCUGCUAGUAAACAGUAAUAAACCGGCUAUCGAUAUACAUGAGUCUUGGCAAGAACAGUCUGGAUCUCAUCUAAGAAAAAGACUGCUGGAUCUUCUAUCUGGCCACUACAGGUGUGCUUACAGUACGUUUGCAAUGCCGAUGCUACCACUUUUGGUGCUGCAUUUGCUAAUCCUCCUUCCUGGAAGAAGUUGGAGUGCCUGGAGCAACCCUCGUAGUGACAGCCACGUGUGGUACCACUCUCUUCAGACAGCAGGAGAAAGAUUUGAAGACCAUGUUCUGCUGAUAGAGCUUCUGUUGCAACAACUUGACACCUGGAUGGAAUGGCAAUUGGAGGCUUUUGAUAAGCUACUGAGUGAUCAUAUCAAGAACUUGCAGGAGUGGCUGGAAGAGCAUACCACAGAUCUCAAUGUAUGGCUCAAUCUAUAUUUUUGGACUCUCCAGAAAUUUCAUGACAGAUACAUCAAAGAUUCUGACUAUAUGUUGGGCAGAGACAUCCUACUCCAUGACAACUAUUGGGAUGAAUACAUGAAUAAAGCAGACAUGUGGCUGGAGGAUCCAAAUGUCACCUUGUACAAAUGGUUGGAGGAAGCUCCACCGAUAAUCUACAGAGCUUGGGGGAGGCAAGGUGAUGAUGUGGGCAGUUCUGUGCAAGAAUAUAUUGAAAACCAAACCCAUCACUUAGAAGACCAUGUCAGAAUUCUAGAAGAGUUGUUGGACAACUACACAGCCACUGCUAGUAAGUGGCUGGACGUGCAUGCCACAAUAAAACAUGUAAGAUCCCAGAAAUCCACCCGGAAUUUGCUCCAUGCAGCUCCCCUGGCUGAGAAGCUAGGAAGCACACAAGCUAUAGUAUUUCAAAGGAAGUACCUCAGUGUCAUGGAAUGGGUGGAAGAGCACAUUGAUGCUUUAGAACAGUGGCUGUGGGGCACCACGAAUCAAAGAAAAUUGUAAAGACAUUUUUGGAGUUCUAGAUAUCACUCCUCUCAGCUGAAGUCAUGUGAAUCUUAUCCUGUCAAUUUUACA